This is a messenger RNA of Nematolebias whitei (Rio pearlfish), 1224 nucleotides long. RefSeq names its product follistatin a (gene fsta). Gene Ontology annotation, biological process: negative regulation of activin receptor signaling pathway; cell differentiation; multicellular organism development. Gene Ontology annotation, molecular function: protein binding; activin binding. The transcript has 5 exons. Bases 1 to 1122 code for a protein of 373 amino acids. Lineage: Eukaryota; Metazoa; Chordata; Actinopteri; Cyprinodontiformes; Rivulidae. The record is from RefSeq and is a predicted model, not a curated record.
AUGUUUGGGAUGCUCAGACGCCACCUUAACCCGGGCAUAUUUUUCUUCCUCUUAUGGCUUUGUCUCCUCCUGGAACACCAGAAAGUUCAAGCUGGAAACUGCUGGUUGCAGCAGGGGAAGAACGGGAGGUGCCAGGUGCUCUACAUGCCGGGGAUGAGCAGAGAGGAGUGCUGCCGGAGUCAAAGGCUGGGGACGUCCUGGACGGAGGAGGACGUCCCCAACACCACGCUCUUCAGGUGGAUGAUCUUCAAUGGGGGAGCGCCUAAUUGCAUACCUUGCAAAGAAAGCUGCGAGAACGUUGACUGUGGCCCCGGGAAGACGUGCAAGAUCAACCGAAAGGGCAAACCGCGCUGCGUGUGCGCGCCAGACUGCUCCAACAUCACCUGGAAGGGCCCCGUCUGCGGCACAGACGGCAAGACCUACAAAGACGAGUGCGCGCUCCUGAGGGCUAAAUGCAAAACCAAUCCCGACUUGGACGUGCAGUACCAGGGCAAAUGCAAGAGUAAGUCAAAUAUUAAAUCUCCUAUCUCUUAUUAUUUUCUUUUAUUCAUAUCUGUGCACUUUAUUGCGUCUCCAGAAACGUGCCGUCAGGUCUUGUGCCCGGGAACCUCCAACUGCGUGGUUGACCAGACGAAUAACGCGUAUUGUGUGACGUGUAAUCGGAUUUGCCCCCCUGCUACAUCGCCUGAUUUGUACCUGUGUGGAAACGAUGGGAUCACCUAUCAGAGUGCAUGCCACCUGAGAAAGGCGACCUGUCUGCUCGGCAGGUCCAUCGGGGUGGCGUACGACGGAAAAUGCAUCAAGGCCAAGUCGUGUCAGGCCAUCACAUGCAGUGCAGGAAAGAAGUGUCUGUGGGACAAUCGGACGGGCCGGGGCCGCUGCUCCGUCUGCGUGGAUUCCUGUUCACAGAGCCGGUCGAGUGAGGCGGUGUGUGCCAGCAACAACACCACAUAUCCCAGUGAAUGUGCCAUGAAGCAAGCCGCCUGCUCUAUGGGGGUGUUGCUGGAGGUCAAGCACUCUGGAUCUUGCAAUUCCAUCACAGAAGACCAGGAGGACGAUGAAGAAGAUGAGGACUCAGACUACAAGGGCUUUGUCCAUUUGUCUUCUGAACUGGAUGGAUAGGCUCCCAUCAUUAGUUCUAGGGCAAGAAAUCAUGUCCAUACUGUACAUUAUGUGUAUGCUUAUUUAUUUUUUAAAAGGAAAGGAAGUAUACAUAUAGUUCAG